Messenger RNA from Rotaria sp. Silwood2, 3117 nucleotides. The record is from the annotation of a GenBank genome assembly. Lineage: Eukaryota; Metazoa; Rotifera; Eurotatoria; Philodinida; Philodinidae.
AUGGCAAGAAAUUAUAACGCUGUAGACGAACAACGUAUUUUGCAGGAGGCCAAUAUACGUCGUUUGCGUGAACUCGAAUUAAGUAAAUUGAGUGAAGCCGAUGAACAGAUUGCUCGGCAAGAAUUGGCCAAGUUCGAUGAAAUACAACGUGAACUUGAAAUAUUAAAUGAAACUGAUCAACAACGUAUGACAGAACUUGAAACAGAAAUACGUGAUAUGAAUCAAGAAAUAUAUAAUGCCGAAAAAGAACUUGAACAACUCAAUACACAACUCGAAGAACUUCGAGUUGAACAAGAAUCACAAGAAAAAAGUCUUGAACAAGUAAACAAUGAAGUUGCUAAACUAACACAAGAAAUAAAACAUAUACAAGAAGAACUUGAAAAGCUUCGUGAACAAGAACAUCAACUUAUUGUUGAACGUGAUAAGUGGCAAGCAACACUCAUCGAACAACAACAAAUUCUUAAAGAAGAACAAGCACAAGUGACCGAACUUCAACAACAAAUUGUUGUAUUAGAAAAUGAUAAACGUUUAUUAGAACAACGACGUGAUGAAUUAAACACACAAUUACAACAAGCUGAAACAGAAAGAGUCACUUUAGAACAAGAAAUAACAAAGCUUGAUGCUGAAUGUACACAAUUAGAACAACAAAUCAAUGCUUUACAACAAGAGCUAACUCAACUUGAACGAGUUGUUGAACAACUUGUCCAACAAAUAAAACAAACUCAAGAACAAAUGACUAAAUGUGAACAAGAUAUCAAUGAACAAACUGCUCGAAUUCAAGAAUUAGAAACUGAAAAACAACAAGUCGAAGCUGAAAUACAACGAUUACAAGAAUCGAUUCAACGCAUCGAAACAAUGAUCCAAGAAGUGGGAAAUAAAGAACGAGAAGUAACUGAACAAAUCAAUCAAAAAACUCAAGAAAAACAAAUGGUUGAAAAUGAACAGAGAGCUGCUGAAGCCGAAGUUCAACAGUUGAAAGCAGCUCUCGAAGCACUCAAUGGAGAAUUGAAAAUGUUACAAGAUAGAUUGACUCAAUUGACAAAUGAAGUCAAUCAGUUGGAAGAACAAGUUCGUCAAGCACAGAAUGAACUUCAACAAGCAACGGAAGCAGUAAAACUUGCCGAAGCAGAAACAACACGUCUUCGAGGCGAACUCGAUCAACUUACGCAACAAUUGCAAGCAAAACAAGCUGAAUUAGCUGAAGGUGAACAAAAGAAAACUCAACUAGAAGCAACACUCGCUCAAAAACAGGCUGAACUUCAACAGAUAACCGAUACUGUGAAUAGACUUGAACAAGCACUAACGCAAGCCAAAAGUGAACUCGAUGCUGCUAUUGAAUUACACAAUCAAUAUACUGAAACACUUCGUCAAGAAGAAGCAACUGAGUUAGAAAAGAAAAAGGAGGUCGAAAAUCAAGAAACUGCUUUAAAAGAAGCUCAAGAUGAAGCCAAUAAAUGUGAUCAAGAGGAGAGUGAGAAAAAACGAGCAUUAGACGAGGCGAUGCGUGAAGAAAAAAGAGCACAGGCUGACUUGAAUUCAGCCAAAAACCAACUGCAAAUUGCUGAAACGUCACUUCAUAUUGCUGAAAUGGCUCUUGCAACAGCAUUGGCCAUCCCACUAUUUGGUACGGUUGCAGCAGUUGGAGCGACGGCUGCAGUUGCAGCAGCCACUGCUGCUACUAUUGCUCUACAUGUAAAAGUAAAUAAUGCAGAAUCGAAACUGUCGCAACUGUCAAUCAAGCGUGAGCAAGCUUUUCAACUGCAUCAGACCGCACUAGAGCAAAAGCGAACGGCACAUACGAAAGUUGCUGAAGAGAAACGAGAACUUUUAACGAAACAAAAUGAGUUGAAACAACAGAUAGCAACUAAAAAUGCUGCUCAACAGCAAGUUGAGCGUCAACAAAAAGUCGUGGAGAAAGCAACUACCGAUCAUGCCGAACUUGAACGUAAACUUGCUGAAGCUAAAGAACAGCAAACAAUGAAAACAAAUGAAGUUCAUGAGGCUGAAGCCCAAGUCAAAAACCAAACUGAACAUGUUGAACAGUUAAAACGAGAAGCAGCUGAUCUAGAACGAAAUCAAACACAAACACAACAAGCACUUGUCACUGCAGAAAAUGAAUUGAGAAAUGCUCAAACUAAAGAGCAAACGGCGGAUGCCACUCUUAAAACGACGAACCAACAGCUUACAGCUACACAGCAAGGUGUUCAAGAGCUACAAUCCUCAGUCGCUCAAAAACAACAACAGACUGAAAUGAAACAAGCUGAAUAUGCUGCCAAAGAAGGCGAAGCACUACAGGCUAAAAAUAAAGGAAUAAUUAUUGAUCAAGAUCUUAAAUUAGCCAACCAGACAAAAUCAGAAUUGGAAACUGAGAAGAGAGAGCAAGAAAACAUGCUUCGAACUGAACAAGGCAAAAGUCAACAGCUCACUGUAGAACAUCAACAACUCAAAGCAAAAGUUGAAACAGUCCAACAACAAAAGCAACAACUUAGUCAACAAUUACAAGACUUCAAAAAUCAAUUGGACCGACAAAAUGGAGAUAUGAUGCAAAAGAGUAAUGAAGUAGAGAAAGCCAAAGCUGAUUUAUACACAAAGGAACAACAGAAAGAUCAACUCAAAUCACAGCGAGAUGAACGUGCAGCCCAUGUUGAACGAGUCAAAGGACAAAUUCGAGAAAACGAACAAAAUUUAAAAGAAAACGAAACGAAUAUGUCACAAACAGUACAAGCCAGACGAGAACGAGAAAUCGCUAAACAGUUAGUAGAACGUCAAGUAGUCGAUAGUCAACAACGUCUUCAUCAAACAGCUGAACGCCUUGAACAACUAUCCAGUCAAGUGCAAGAGAAACAGCAAGUUUAUAAUGAAAAAAACCGUCGUCACACAGACCUUACCGCUGAUGUUGAGCAACGUCAAGCAGCUAAAGAACGUUUGGAAAGUAAUGUUCAGGAUAUACAUAAUCGAUGGACAUCGAAGCGAAUCUGGGCGACAAGUGCCGCAACACAUGUUGCUCAACUCGACCAAGAAAGAAGCAAUAUAAAACUAGCUAGCCGACAAGCAGUUGAAACUAACAAAAACCAUAAUCGAAACCGAAAAAAUCAGCAACAAGUUUAUCGCCACUGA